GAAAAUGUGUAGAACAUGCCACAAUAAGAAGAUAAGAUCUACCACCAGAUGGACGUCUUCACACAAAUACAUGACUCUUAAGUGACCUGUUCAUUUCAAGUGCCACAAUGAAGACCUGGGUCGUGUUUGCUUGCUUUAUAUGGGUUUCCCUUGCGCAGAUUUUUGAAAGACAUCUUAAAUAUGGAGACUAUAUAGAGCUCCGGCCCUACAACGUGACAGCUGCAAACCUGUUUUACAGUUCCGACAUUGAUGGAAACGGACAAUUUGAACGAGACGAACUCAACGGCGUCUUCGAGAUUUAUGACGUCAACCACGAUAACCGCGUCGCCCGCCAUGAGUAUCUUCACCUGAUAUCCCCGCCGCUCUACAACUUUGCUGUAAUAUUGUUUGAAGACUACGACUGCUUCGCGCCACCUGACGGUUUCAUUGAUGACCGCGACUUCGACGAGUAUUACAUAAGAAUGGACGGAAAUAAAGACGGGAUGGUGGAUCGAAACGAGUUUGUAGAUCACUGGAUACACGUCCUGGAGAAGAACGAGGACAUUCACAGACCGUCUGCAGCGCCAGUUACACCAUGAGGCGUACAGACCGCCUCAUAAAUACCCACAUGUAAAUAAAGUCAUCAACUUACA
Molecule: messenger RNA, 632 nt
Organism: Mizuhopecten yessoensis (Yesso scallop)
Lineage: Eukaryota; Metazoa; Mollusca; Bivalvia; Pectinida; Pectinidae
Exons: 6
Coding region: 108-578 (156 amino acids)
Molecular function (GO): calcium ion binding
Source: RefSeq, a predicted model, not a curated record